AGAAUGCAAUAGCAAAAUGCGGAGGACUAAGAAACUCCGCAUUCCAAAGCAACUACAGGCAAAUAUGAAGACAUGUGAUUGAUUAUCAAUGUUGAUUAGAAAUGCGCAAACGUAAGAACAUGAAUACUUGUUUAGCAUGAAAGAGGAUGAAGGUCGGUCGCAUUAACCUGUAGCUUCUUCGCGAAGCCGGUGCACCUCCUACCAUCAGGGGUCGGUGCGCGGAGCGACCUAGUAUCAGGGGGCGAGGCGGAGCUAUCCUGCACGUUCAAUCUAAGAGAAGAUAGCAGUUCUUUUUUGGAAACAAAAUUGACGACUCUAGCGGCUUCAUUAGUACAACAGAGAAUUGCAGCGACCAUUCCGCAACGCGGCUAAGCAACCCAUUGCUUCUCCCGAAUUUUCAAUCCAGCUGGACAAAUAGUAGACGACUGACUUUUUGAAAGUACAAGCGGCAAACACACUGAAGAAGCAGUACCCGAUUAUUCCCCUACAACUGGAGCAGGAGUCUCCGAGUAGAAACGGAAACAGAUACUGUUUCGAAUAUUAACUACAUCUCCCUUCCCUCUCAAAACAGCUAACAGUGUACUAGCAGAACUAAAAUAAAGACAACAAGAUGACGACCGUUUCUGAUUUGAACAAUCCGGUGUCACGCGCACCCUACAAGAAGACCAAGGCUGUGCGAUUCACGGUCUUGUCUCCCGAUGAGGUGAGGUGUAUGUCUGUGGCUUUGAUCCACAAGACCAACACCUACGAAAAUGGUAUGCCUGUGUACAACGGUUUGAACGAUCCUCGUAUGGGACCCAUCGACUACAGGACAGCAUGUUAUGGUCAACAUUUAUAGUAUCCAUCUUUCUCGGCAUCUUGGUCCCCCUUUUGCCUUGUAUUCUCAUGAAAUACAGGGGGAGCAAAGGGGUCGAGAUGAGGGGGGCAAGAUGGAUCCAAGCCGAGUCUAAUCAUGCGAGACCUGCUCACUGGACAUGGACAAGUGUCCGGGUCAUUUUGGGCACAUAGAAUUGGCGCAGCCGAUGUUUUCGUGGGGGUUUUUGAAGACGACGCUGUCAUGUCUGAAGUGCGUGUGUCACUAUUGCAGCAGACUGUUACUGCCGGAAGACGAUCUGCACUUGCAAGCAGCGAUGAAAACGAGAAAUAUGAAACAAAGACUGGGACAGGUGCCAAAUUUGUGAGAUAAAACUGUGAUCCUGACAAAGAUUGAAAGCAGUGUUGAUCCUCUUACUUCUUGUUUCGGAAGAGAAAUGUGUUUUUAAUCGCUCCUCUGGUUGUCAGGAGUUGCCUAGACAAAUCUUGAUACCCACAACCCCGACUGCCCCCAUUUUUUAACCCCUACCGCCACCAGGUCUCCAAGCUUUGUUCCGCGAAGAAGAAGUGUCCGUUUCACGGCAAUCAAGUGGCAAUAGAGGACGCUGCAGAGGAUAUAGAUGCUAUGGAGCAGCAACAUGCUGGUUGUGGUUACGCCCAGCCUCGAUAUGUCCAAGAGGGAGCGAUGGUCUACGUCAUAUUUCCAGAGGACGAAACUAACGAGCAGCGUGAUAGGAAACGUAUUUCUUAUGCUAAUGAUUUAUCAACUACUUCUGAAGCUCCUGUUGGUUGUGCACUUGUUUUCGUUGAGUGAGUUAGUUUAAUAUCUUCGCAGGAGCUGCUGAAACGAAUUCAAAAAAUUUUUACUUUUUUUUUUGUGCACCACGGACGGUCGACAACAGUCAACAGUCACCCCUUUCCAACUACCCUACCGGACCAAAUCAGGCCAGCUCACUGGUGAAGAGGCAUACAGAAUACUGAGCAACAUUCCAGCAAAAGACAAGCGCGCUAUGGGUUUUAUUCCCGGAAGGAGUGACCCUUCAUGGCUGAUUCUGACGAAUUUCCCAGUUCCGCCCCCACCAGUGCGACCCACAGUGAGUUUCGGCUCUGACCGAAGUGAAGACGACCUGACAGCAAAAUUGCUGGAUUUGUUGAAGGCAAAUGACACCCUGAGAACGCAAAUGCAGCAAGGCGCGGGACAUCACGUGUGUCAGGAAUUCGCGAAUUUGUUGCAGUACUGACUCCUUACGAUGAAAUUGAUUCCUUUUGUUUCCGGACACAGUCGAAUUUCUGUAUGACGCAACUGCAUCUAGCUUCUCCGAGAAGCAGCACAUUCGCUUGCCCAUGUUGUUGCGAUACCAUUUUCUUUUGACCCCACGAACUUCUUCGUCAUAUCUUCCUCCCAUCUCCCCAAAAGGUACCACAUCUACACCCUUUGCGACAACGGUAUUCAAUCGCUCCCCCAAGCCACCACCAAGAGCAAAAAGCCUAUUAAGUCUAUCCGCGAGCGCCUGAAAGGUAAGGAAGGUCGACUUCGCGGUCACUUGAUGGGAAAACGUGUGGAUUUUUCUGCGCGAACGGUGAUUGGCGGCGAUCCUAUGUUGGACAUCGAUCAAGUCGGUGUGCCCAGAUCUAUUGCGUUUAAUUAAGGCCUCACUUAUUAAUCCAUCUUUUACCGCAUCUGCCAGCAGUUUUCAAGUAGAGAAAGAGAAACGGAUGGGGGAAAAUAUGGAUGGGAGUGAGUUCUAAUUUAACUUGACGUUCCCGGAGCGGGUGACUACCAUCAGUUAUGCGCGUUUGAUGGCUGCGGUGAGGAAUGGACCGACGGAAUAUCCUGGCGCGAAAGCGGUGUUGACGAAGUCGGGACAACCCUAUGAUUUGCGAUACGCGCACAACAUCGAGUUGAAGAUUGGAGAUAAGGUGCUUUUCCUAUAAUUUAUGUACGAUGGAUUCAAUUGUUGUUUCGCAUUGAAGAUUGGAUUGGAAAGAGGAAAGAAUAUUAACACUUUUUGCUGGGGGCUUACGAAGAAAAUUUUGCAAAUUGGUCCUCUUGAACUCCUCCCCAUUUCCCUUUCUCUCCAAAACCAGGUCGAACGCCACAUGGUCGAUGACGAUUUUGUGGUCUUCAACCGACAGCCUAGUUUACACAAGAUGAGUAUGAUGGGGCACAGGGCGAAGAUUCUACCCUACAGUACGUUUCGUUUGAAUUUGUCGGCUACCUCUCCUUACAACGCCGAUUUUGACGGCGAUGAGAUGAACUUGCACUUGGCGCAGAGUCACGAAACUAGAGCUGAGAUCAAGCACAUCAUGCUCGUGCCGAAGCAGAUGGUCUCGCCACAGGGUAACAAACCGGUGAUGGGCAUCGUGCAGGAUAGUUGCUUGGCGGUCUCGAAGUUUACGAAAAGGGACACUUUGCUGAAGCGGGAUAUCGUGUACAACCUGUUGUUAACCUUGCCGAACUGGGAUGGACGAGUGCCAACACCAUGCAUCUUGAGGCCAGAGCCGUUGUGGAGCGGCAAGCAGAUCUUCUCCUUGUUGCUGAAACCGGGUCUGAACGUCAUCAAGGACAAUGGAGUAGCUGCGAAGAACAAGAGCGACAAUACUUUGUUCUCAAAAUCUGACCACAAGUGCAUCAUCCGCGAUGGCGAAGUAGUUUGCGGUCGGGUAGACAAGAAGAUUGUCGGAACGCAGUCUGGUGGCGUCUUGCACUUGACGUGGUUAGAUCACGGUCCGGAAGCGUGUAAGAUCCUCAUCUCCUACAUCCAGAAACUCGUCAAUGCUUGGCUGUUGCAUUUCGGUUUUACGUGUGGUUGCGCGGACAUCGUCGCAAACGACGAGACAAUGGCUAAGGUGGCGGAGACGUUGCGCGGCGCAAAGGACAAAGUGGCGGAAGCGGUCGCGAAAGCGCAGCGAGGUGAGUUGGAUACGCAGCCGGGUAAAACGAUGUACCAGAGCUUUGAACACGCAGUGAAUCAGUCGCUGAACAGUGCGCGUGAAGAAGCUGGAGGAAUCGGUACUGAUUUCUUGUUAGAAUUCCUUUCUUUGAUACCGCCUGCAUCUGCACUUCUUUCCGCUUCUGAUCUUUCUACCCACCGUUGCUGACGUCUUUCACGACUUUCUAUUCGUUCUCUUCCGCCCUGAGCUGUGUCGUGUGCCGGUGGCUCGCAUAGUGCCUGUGACAAAGAUUCACCAAUUGUUUGCCCCUUCUUAUACUGUGAUGAGAAACGUUCGUUCUCACGAUGGUCUUCUGCAUGUCUAACGACACUGGAGACAAAGCAACUAACCCAGCUCUCUGAUCGAAGGAAAAUGUUGCCCGUUUACUUCUUGUACUUGAUUCACAUGUGAUGAGAAAAGUUCACUAUGGUCUUCUGAAUUGUCCACGGACGAUGAAGCCUAAAGAACGCACCCAGCCAAUCUGACUGUAGGAACUUCACGAACCUGAGCAAUGCUCUGCUCUUCUUGCCUAGGAGCUUCAAGUGAUGAGAAACGUUCGUUCUCACGAUGGUCUUCUGGAUGUCUAACGACUCUGGAGACAAAACAACUAACCCAGCUCUCUGACUGCACCUUGAGACUUCACAUGUCUGUCCGCUCUUGCUCUUGCUCGCCUGUCUCUCUAUUCUAGAUCCUACGUACUUGUUCACUUCCAAGUAACAAUUUUAUGUGAAUUCCCGUCUUGUAGUUAACCCAAAAGGUCAAUCAUGUUUUACUAAAAGAUGAUAACCAGCGAAAUUCAACCUUACGUCGAUGAAGGAAACUCUCUCAAACACUCCAACUCCAUUUCCCUUCUCCAAUCCCAGGUUCCGACUCCCUGGACGAACGCAACAACAUUAUUGCGAUGGUGACAUGCGGUAGUAAGGGUUCGAAUAUUAACGUAGCGCAGAUUAUUGCUUGUGUGGGUCAGCAGAACGUCGAAGGUAAGCGUAUCGCAAACGGUUUUCGAGAUCGAACAUUGCCCCACUUCGCCAAAGAUGACUAUGGUCCGGAAAGCAGAGGCUUCGUCGAGAACUCUUACUUGGCAGGUAGAAGGAGCUUUUUGGACUGUUUUGAGUUUGUAGAUUUUGGGACUGUAUUAGCCAGCUGGAACUUGUUGACUAGAAGUCACGGUCUCUAGCGUUUCGAUUUAGCUACUCUUUGAUAGUGACUAUCUUUAGUAUCAGAUACAUUCUUAAACUCAUCUCACCACUAAUCUAUCCUUCAGUUUCCUAUUUUGAUUAUAUUCUACGCACCUUCGUGCGACCGCUUCUCAAAACGACCAUAGGCCUGACACCAGAAGAGUUGUACUUUCACGCUAUGGGUGGUCGAGAGGGUGUAAUCGAUACUGCAGUGAAGACGUCCGAGACGGGUUACAUCCAGCGUCGUUUGGUGAAAUCCAUGGAGACAUUGAAAGUUCGAUAUGAUGGUAAGCUUGCUUUGCUAUUGUUGUUGUUUGGACGUUUUUUACUAGUCGUAGCUAUUAUGUGUGUACUUAGCUCGUUUCCACUCCGACAUAAACAGUUAUAGCAUAGUGUCUUCGAAAAAGGUACUGUCCGCAACGACAAUGAGGACAUUGUGCAAUUCUUGUAUGGAGAGGAUGGUAUGGAUGCGGUGUACAUCGAGGAUCAAGACAUCGAUUUGAUCAAGAUGUCCCAUAAACAAGUAGACGAAAAGCUUCAGCAUGACCAUCUGGAUGCAAAGUACGGCAUCAACUGGUUGCCAGGAAGGGAAAACUUGGAGUGGCUGAGGGCGUUGCAAGCAGGAGCGAAACGCGAGGAUAGAAUUUUGAUGGAUGAAGAAUUCGAUCUGCUGAAACAGUACUGGCCCGUUUUGCUUUUAGAAGGGCCUGUGAUGUUUUUCGGAUGUAGUUGUCUUUCGAAUGUCUCACUUCAUGAUAUCACGGUCAUGAAGAAAUAGUUGUAGAGGACUCUCUGACUUACUAGUUGCAAUGAAAUAUUCGCCGCUCAAUAUGAUAUUAUCCAAAAACAAAGGUACAAAAAGCAGUUGUGCAUGGAUAUCUACAAGGACGGCGAGGUGAAACAGCACGUGCCAGUCCCCGUGGACCGACUAGUCAAGACGGCAACUGUGAAUCAGCUCAAGAUGGCAGGAGACGGCAUUCCAGAUGAGUUCUACACGCCACCAGAGAUCAUCCGCAAGGUGCGAGACCUCAUGGAUGGCCUCAACACCAUCAAGGGUCUCGAUAUCAACGAUGAGCUUGGCCAAGAGACUCUUGCCAACUCCAUGAUUGUGCUGAAUGCGCACAUUAGAACUCGCCUGAACAGUCGGAGGAUUCUAGAACAGGACAAGCUGAACAAGAACAGCUUUGACUGGCUCAUGGGUGAAAUCCACGAUAAAUUUGAGCGGUCCUUGGCCCAAGCGGGUGAGAUGGUUGGAACGAUUGCAGCACAGUCAGUCGGAGAACCUGCAACGCAGAUGACGCUGAACACAUUCCACUUUGCAGGAGUACUUCCUUCCUGAUAAUUACAACUUAUUUGCUCGUUCCUUCAUUCAAAGUGUAAGUGUCUCUUCUUAUAAGAUUUUUUCUACGAAGAUAGUGUCAGGGAGAUCAUGAUGAUACACCAAUCAUAGACCGUCGUUUCGUACCAAAUCCCCUGUAAACUCUCCAGGUCGGAAGUAAAAACGUGACUCUUGGUGUGCCGCGUUUGAAGGAGAUUAUCAACGUCGCGAAGACUGUGAAGACUCCCAGUCUCACCUGUUAUUUGCAACCUGAGAUCGCCAGGUCAAAGGUGAAUGCUAAGCAUGUCCAAGCUCUCAUCGAACACACGACCUUGGAGAGGGUCACUUCGUUCUCUCAGAUUUUCUACGACCCCGAUCCGGAGUCAACUGUAGUACCAGAAGACGCAGGCUGGGUUGGCGAGUACUACGAACUACCCGACGAAGAGGACAACCGAGACCGGUUAUCUCCUUGGGUGUUGCGUAUUCAGCUCGACAACAAGGUCAUGACCGACAAGAAACUGCACAUGCGUGAAGUCGGCGAGAGGAUCAUUAGCGACUUCAUGGGAGACUUGAACUGCAUUUUCACCGAUGAUAAUGCCGAUGACUUAGUCCUGCGCCUCCGUAUUGUCAAGGAGGCACCGAUGGGCCAAGACCCGAUGGACGUCGACGCGGAUAUCGAAGACGAGGACAAAGAUUGCCGCUUCCUGAAAAACAUCGAGCGCGACAUCCUCAAGGACAUGGUCUUGAAGGGCGUCCACGGCAUCAAAAAAGUCUUCAUGCGCGAAGAGAACGUGAUCAAGUACAACGAGCAAACGGGAGAGUUUCCGCCAAGACACAAGAUGCUCAAGGAGUGGUUGUUGGACACCGACGGGUGUAACUUGGAGGAAAUUCUGCAGAUUGAGGAAAUCGAUUCGCGGAGAACAACUAGUAACGACGUGGUGGAGAUCAUGCAAGUGCUUGGUACGACAUCAUAGCUCUUUUUAGGAUGGUCUGCCAAGAUAUUUAUUUGUUCUUGUUGACUAGUGAAUCUCAAAUUUAGUAUCCGUUCAACAUUCUCGAGAAAGAUGUUGAAUACGUUUUUCUCUACGACGCACAGGAAGUCCCCUUGUAAAAAUAAGUCUUGAAGAAAAGCGAAAGCCAUUCUCCUCCAUAAGCCGCACUUCACCAGGUAUCGAAGCCGUCCGAAAGAAGUUGCACGACGAGGUCAAGGCAGUUAUCUCGUUCGAUGGCGCUUACGUCAAUUAUCGACAUCUUGCAGUUUUGUGUGAUACCAUGUCUAAUCGCGGCCACUUGAUGGCUAUCAGUCGACACGGAGUUAACAGAGCAGACCAUGGACCCUUGAUGAAAUGUUCCUUUGAGGAGACGGUGGAGAUGUUGAUGGAAGCGGCAAUGUUUGGACAGGUAACUUGAUAGGAAGAUUAUCUUUCUUUUCCGGUACUAUGAAAUUUUCGAAUAUCUGACUUGAAGUCACUUCGAACUGUGUACUCCUCAUUUUGUAAUUCAUUUCUCUCUCUUUCUUUCCACCACAAAAAUUCGUCCAUUAUCUAAACUUCGCAUCCCCAAUGUCCAUUCACAGGUCGACCACUGCCGCGGUGUUUCUGAGAACUUGAUUCUCGGUCAACUGCCCAACAUCGGAACCAAUGAAUUUGAUAUCCUAGUAGACACCAACUGCUUGCAAGAGGCCAAGCCGACCUAUGAGAAACCACGCCCACCGACAGAGGACGCGGCGGAUGCCUUUAACAAGGAUAUCCAGGAUAGGUUCCACGAUCUGCAGACACCAAUAAACUUCAUGGACGACUACACAGAUGACAGUUACCGAAGAGUCAAAAACGACUCAGAAGCAAAAAGAGAAAGAGAAAAGGCGAUGGUAAAGAACUUGACUACUAUAACUUUUGCUUGCUAAUACAACGAACUUUCCUUUUUUGGACGAACAUUGUGUUGUAUGAGUAGAAAAACGAUUCUUGUUGCAUACUGGGUUAGCAAGAAAACGCGUUUGACUCAGGCGCUCAAAGCGCAGGGCUGAAGCAGGAACCUAUCUAAUCGAAUCUAAUCUAAUCACAACAAUGGACCAAACAACUUCUCAAACCACUCCAGGCUUCCUUCGGUGCCAUGGACGAAGAUGUCGAUAGACGUGGAUCUGGCGGUAUCAACUAUGCUGAGAUCCAUCAGAGACCAGGCGCUAGUGUCGGCAUCAAUCCUGCCCUUUCUCCAGAACCCGAAGGCUUUGAUGACUCACCGUUAUCGCCAUUUGCGGAUUCUGUUAGCGGUGGAUUCCACUUCGGUGGUGGCUUGAGCAGUGCUGCAAGCGAUCCAGGUAUGAGCGGCCACGCUCGCGGAUCUAGUCUCGCAGGCACAGCAGCAAGACGCGCGAAUCUACCUGGUCAGGGGAGUCUGACUGGCGCAAAUCUAGCCGACCACUUGUCGCAAGAUGGGCUUUCUAGUCGAAGUCAGAGCAGAGUAGGCCGCUCGCAGGUAAGAGCGCGCAACCGCGGAUUGAGGGCGGCUGAUGACGAUAUCGCUCUCGGUUCAGGCAACGAAGAUGGUGCGGGAUCCGACAGCGGUCUUUACAGCCCAGUCCCAGGAGUAGGAGACGGCUCUCAGCCCUUGCGCAGUGCCUACGACCGACCCUCGUCGCAACAGCGACGACCGCGACCAAAUGCACCUGGCGAGGGUAGUAGUGCGUACGGCUUUGGGGGUUUUGGCCAAGGAAGGUACACAGCUUCGAACUAUCUACAGCCGGACGAAACAGGCAGUGACGCGGGCUACACGCCAGCGCCAGGACCGGGAACAGAGCGGUCGCAAAGUAGGAGUCGAAGAGACCGAGGAUAGGGUGUGUAGAUAUAUAUGUUCUUUUAAUGAAUAUAUUUGAUACAGAGAUGAAGGUCUACUUCUAGGAGUUUCUAGGAGUAGAUCAUCUAGAUGAAGAUGGAAAUAGCACACAGAUAGAAUUUUUUAAUAUCCUUGUUACAUAUAAUACUUUUUCAGAACGAGAACGCUUUCAAGGUUGGUUCUUUGCGCUCAAGAGUCGACUUUAGUAUCACAAGUUUACACUCUAAAGUCACCUCUUUAAAUGGAUACCAAAACUCGCUCUAUAAGCCAAAACUCGCGUUGUUUCAAAACCUUUCUAACUUUGAUGAAUAACGCAGAAACGAUUUCUUCUAGAUAGGGAAGAUGCUUGAGGGAUGCUCACACGUGCGUAGAGAAGGUAGCGUUUCGAUUUUUUAGUUUGUUUCGUUUGUUGCACGAUGGCCAGUGCAAUUAUGAGUCCUUUAAUGUAUGAUAAGUCGUAGCACAUACAGCAAGAACGAAAUGGGUAAUAUAUAUCGCAUAAAGACGAAGAUGAUUGAACAAGAUGGUAAUUACACAUAUAUCAAUACUAGGGAAUGAUUAGAUAGGUGACUGAAUUCCUCAGAAAAUUCUUUUCUCUUUUUAACUGGACGAGGAUAUUGUUCAGUGACAAGAGGGAUCGCAACAAAAGUCACCAAAUCAUGUUAUCACAUCGAAGCAAAAAAUAAAAAAUGAAUCUUGAUAAAUGUAAGAAGGCUAUUGGGAUUAUAUGAUGGAGGAGAAUACCCGGUCGCAGGGCCAAAGUUUCCCUGACUGGAGCGCGAUGCAAGUAGCCUUCGUUCGGGAAUUGCAGGAAACAAAUAACUCAAGAGCUUGUAUCUAUCUCUGACGCCCUAAAGAU
Molecule: messenger RNA, 9931 nt
Organism: Amoebophrya sp. A25
Lineage: Eukaryota; Dinophyceae; Syndiniales; Amoebophryaceae
Source: the annotation of a GenBank genome assembly